Messenger RNA from Mangifera indica (mango), 1131 nucleotides. RefSeq lists its product as uncharacterized. The record is from RefSeq and is a predicted model, not a curated record. Bases 1 to 1131 code for a protein of 376 amino acids. The transcript has a single exon. NCBI's taxonomy places the organism in Eukaryota, Viridiplantae, Streptophyta, Magnoliopsida, Sapindales, Anacardiaceae.
AUGUCGUUCCUCCUUGUGAAAAGGUAUGCUUUCCGUCAUUGGUCCAACUUUGGGCUUAUUGACUUUAUAUCUACUGGAAUGGGAGUUUAUCUCCUGAAAUUCAAGGAUGAGGAAGGUAUGUUGAAAGUUCUGGAAGAGGAAUCAUGGAUGAUAGGUGGGCAGCCCCUUUUUGUUAGAAGAUGGGAAAAGAACCUCUCAAUGGUGGCGGAAAACAUAAAAAAGAUUGCGGUAUGGAUAAAAUUUUAUGGUGUUCCCCUGGAAUAUUGGAGCUUAAAGGGUUUUAGCCAUAUUGCAAGUGUCCUAGGCCGACCCCUCUAUGUCGAUUCUGUCACGGAGGAAGGUAGUAGAUUGGAGUAUGCCCGUAUUUGUGUGGAGAUCAAUGUAAACCAUGAUUUCCCGGAGAAGUUGGAGCUUGUGCUUCCAUCAAAAGAAAGAGUUGAAAUUCGGCUGGAGUAUGCAUGGAAACCUGUCAAAUGCAGCUUGUGUAAUAUAUUUGGCCAUGGAAAUGAAGAGUGUAAAAGGAGAAGUGAAAGAGGAGAAGCUGGAAGAGGAAAACAUGUUUCACAUAAAGGAAAAAAGGUGAAUAACAUGGAGGAGGCUUCGGAUACAAAAGUGGGGAUGGUUACUUCUGAAAUUCAGCAUACGGCUAGGAACAGCAAGGGGAAUGGGCGACUAAACUCAAUGUUCCCUAGUAAUGUGAAGGAGGGGAAGGAAACUCUUGUCAAUAGUAUGGGGAUUAUGAAUAAAAACAAGUUUGCUGCCUUAGCAAGCAAUGAAAACAUUGUGACUAAUGAAACUCAAACCGAAGGGGAGAAUACAUUGGUAGAUAAAACAUAUGAGGAGUUAGGCCCUUCAAAUAGAGUGGAAUCUGUUAGUGGUGCCUCUUCUAGCACUAUGACACCAAUUGUGGCCGAACCUUCAAAGGUGGAAAAGGUGGGGGGAAUUCUCUCUAAAGAGGGUAAUUCAGACCUGGAACAUUGUGAAUCUCCAGCAAUUAGUCACUUUGGAGGCAAAAUUAUGGUUGAUGAGGUGGAUUUCAUAAGGGAGAAAGGUGACACUCUUAGCAAAACUCAACGGAGGAGAUUAAUGAAGCAAAAGCGAAGUGCUUCCCCCAUCAAUUCCAUCAAAUGA